GAGCAACUGGAAGAUGAAGUGCGCAUCCUCUGUUGGAUAAUGACCAACCCCGCUAAUCACAAGACGAAGGCCAUGGACGUGCUUCGAACCUGGGGCACGCGUUGUAAUUGUUUGAUAUUCGUAACCUCCGAGUAUACUGCAGAAUUGGAUGAAACAUUUGUUCUGCAAAAUUUCACUGAUACCCACGAUGUUUUAUGGGUGAAAACGAGAAGAGCUUUUAAGCAUGUUUAUGAAAAAUAUGCUAAUAAGAUGGAUUGGUUUAUGAAAGCAGAUGAUGACACGUAUGUGUUCGUAGAAAAUUUGCGCUAUUUACUCUAUGCAUAUAGUCCGGAUAUGCCUAUCUAUUUUGGACACGACUUUAAGUAUGCGUACCAAGUAAAAAAUCACUACAUGUCUGGCGGUGCGGGAUAUGUCUUAAGCCGUGAAGCGCUGCAUCGUUUUGUUAAUGCAGCAAUGCCAAAUAGUGAUUUAUGUCCACCUGAGGAUAAGCUUAUAGCCGAAGACUGGGCAAUCGGCAUGUGCUUACGCUCUGUGGGUGUGCUGCCUGGAGACUCACGUGAUGCAUACAAUAAACUGCGUUUCAUGCCUCUUGAACCACAUACUCUCUUAAUUGGAAACUAUUUUGAUGACGCAUUUUGGUAUUUCUCAUAUGAAAUCUAUCAUCCGCGAGUGUGUCAAAAUUGUUUAUCAAAACACGCGAUCUCUUUUCACUAUAUGACAAAGGAGGGUAUGUAUUUAACUGAUUUCUUCAUGUAUCAGUUCAAAUUAUAUGAACCGGAAGAGAAGGAAGUCCUGCCAAAGAAAUUACGUUUGGAUGAAGUAAAGAUACCAAUUCCAUUCAAUGCAUGGGAUAUAACUGUAAAUUAG
This is a messenger RNA of Bactrocera latifrons, 867 nucleotides long. Its product is annotated as glycoprotein-N-acetylgalactosamine 3-beta-galactosyltransferase 1-like. The transcript has 4 exons. Gene Ontology annotation, cellular component: membrane. The record is from RefSeq and is a predicted model, not a curated record. Gene Ontology annotation, molecular function: N-acetylgalactosaminide beta-1,3-galactosyltransferase activity. The coding region runs from base 40 to 867 and encodes 275 amino acids. Lineage: Eukaryota; Metazoa; Arthropoda; Insecta; Diptera; Tephritidae.